Nymphalis io (European peacock) is the source of this 3009-nucleotide messenger RNA. RefSeq names its product sucrase-isomaltase, intestinal-like. The transcript has 7 exons. The coding region runs from base 246 to 2930 and encodes 894 amino acids. The record is from RefSeq and is a predicted model, not a curated record. Lineage: Eukaryota; Metazoa; Arthropoda; Insecta; Lepidoptera; Nymphalidae. Gene Ontology annotation, molecular function: alpha-glucosidase activity. Gene Ontology annotation, biological process: carbohydrate metabolic process; N-glycan processing.
ACGUCAAUACGUUGAAUAAUUUUAUUGAUAAGUAAAACAAUAGAUGCUUAAGAAUUAACAACAUUACUGCACAAUAACUUUGUUUAAUUUUUAAAUAAUUCAAAUCGUAGCGAUUAGUGUUUUUUGUGUAUCAAAUAACGUUAUUAUGAGUGUGUGUGAGUUUUAUUAUUUAUUAAUACGUAGAAUUUCAACUGAUGCCUGAAAGUGAUAUUAUUACACCAUAAUUUUAAAAGGAUUUGAAUAUCAUGAUUCCACAUAUUAAUGAACACCAAAACGAAUGGGAUGACACGGAACUAAAAUAUCAGUAUCAACAAGUGAGAAAAAUUAAAUGGUACCAUAGUAUUUUACUGAACAGACCACUAAAAGUUGCUGUGGUGUUUUUACUUGUAGCUGUAGUGGCACCCGUAAUACUAUAUCGCUAUUUAUUUUUCACAAGCUUAAGUCUCCCACCAUCAGAUGGAUACUCUGUUGGUUCCUGUGUAAUUGCGAGAGAGGCAAGACUACCUUGUGGUGUAGGAUUUAUGCCAGAAUCACAAUGCCACACUCAUUGUUGUUUCGACCGUAAUACACACCUGUGCUACCAUCGAAUACCAUCAAGAUUUUCCUAUAUAAUGGACCAGCCAUGGACAGAAUACAUUACCCUACAACCUAGGAUAUCAACAGUACCAUUUGCAUUCCAGAACAGUUUACCAGAAAUUAAGCUAUCCAUAAAUGAACAAUCAACUACGCACAUGGUUUUAACUUUCUACAAUUCUAGAAAUUUUUCUAUGGUCGGAAACAGAACGUAUAACAAAGAUUAUUCGUAUGAAGUAUCGUCACCAGAACUAAAUGUAAUAGUGAAUGCGACGCAAGGAACCAUUUUUAAUAUGGCAAGAGGACCUCUAAUAGCCUCUAAUAACAUUUGGGAGAUAGUAUUUAAAUUAACAAACGAAUCUAUGUACGGAUUGGGAGAGAUACCUUUGAAAACAAAUAGCACAAAAGUUAUAUACAACCACGACAAUGGUUUUAGUUCAAUUCCAUUAAUUUAUGCUAAAAUAAAUGAUAAUUUUCAUGGCUUAUUAAUUGACGUGAGCGAUCCUACAGAAAUAACUAUAAGAACUGACAAUCAAAUUGUUGUACGAAGUAUUACAAGUUUUGGUUUUAAAUUUCAUUUGUUUACUGGACCGGAACCGAAGAAAAUUAUGCAGGAUGUCAUGAAAAUUAUAGGAUAUAACAAACAAUUGGAAUAUUGGAUGUUAGGUAUUCAUGUAUGCAAUGAACUUCCUGACAUGGAUCUGUCUAGUUUCAUCUCUAACGCCACAAGAGAAAGAAUGCCAUACGACAGUCACUGUGGUCAUGAACCAAUAAUCUUCAAUAGCAAUCAGUGUCAAAAUAGUGAGAGAAGUAACAUUGAUCGUGUGAAUGCUGGCGCCACUUUGGUUAGAAAUGCUAAAAAGAAAUUUGUACCUCACGUGUCACCACAUAUUCGAUAUAUUAAGGAAGAAACUAAUGAAACAACGCCAGAAGAAAUGGAAGAUCCUAAAAAAGAAGGAGAAAUAAUAGAAAGCUGUAGAAUUAUACCUACAUUUAAAGAUAUCAUGUAUCGUUCGCAAAGAAAUUUUGAGUUAUACAAAGGCAUUGUCAAUGAUUACGAUGUGGUGUACCCAAGCUACGAUCUGAAUUCAGAAGAAUUUAUGGAUAUUCUAUGGGCCUAUAAUACUGAAUUAGAUGGAGUGGUUUUGGAAAAUAAUUGGCCUUUAGAUAUAUCAAACAAGACUUAUGAUGACAUCGAUUUAUAUUUACCAUAUUUUAAUGAGAAUUUUGAAGAAGUUUUUGAACACACGCCACAGUGGAACUUAUCGCUUGUAAAUAGCAGCGAAUUAUACUUAUUCAAACAUAACAAAUUUGGCAACAAUUUCGCCAGCGCUUUUAGUAAAAAAAUGAAUAAUACACCUAUUUCCUCGAGUAGUUUAUGGAUAAACGGCCGCUUUGCAAUAAAUAGACAAAACAUUGAUGCCUCAUGGACCAAUCUCCAUAGAGAGCUAAUUGCAGCUGCUAUUGGAGGGAUAUCUGGUUCGUGGCUUUGGUCAUCUCCGAUCUGCGGUGAUACUGAAAAUUAUAGUCCAGACACUCAGACAAGUCUCUGCAUCAAAUGGUACUUGGCAGCGACUUAUUUUCCACUAAUAAAAAUUCAUUCAAGAGAUAUUCCAAGAUACCCUUUUGCCUUUAACGGUACUCACAAAACCAUUAUUACUCAGGCAUUAAAUCGGAGAUUAGGUUUAUUACCUUAUUUCUACACCACACUUCAAGAAGGGCCCCUACUUCGACCAAUGUUCUAUCAAUUUCCGUCAUCAGCAGCGCUUCAUGAUAUCAAUUCACAAUUUAGCGUCGGAGAAAGCUUGCUGAUUGCCCCCAAUUUGCAACCAAUGCAAAGUCAUGUUCAUAUAUGGUUACCCCCCGGUACGUGGUAUGAACUUUGGGGUGGCCUUAAAUUAAAAGGCAAUGAAGGAGACCCUGUGACUAUGACAACGACUGAAGCGGAUUUUUUGACUUUUAUCAGAGGUGGAUCAAUAUUAAUUUUACAAAGGGACGCUCAAUUAACUGCGGAGGAGACGCGACUUUUUAUUCCGUUCUCAGCAAUAAUUGCUUUGGAAUGUAUAAAAACUAAUGAAACUGAAAAUUGUCAUGCAUCUGGAAAGCUUUAUGUUACGCCCGAUUUGACAUUAUUCUUUGACGCAAACGAAAAAAAUAUGACAAUAACAGCAAAAGGUAAUGACUUCGAUCCCAUUUGUGAUAUCAACACUGGAACGUGGGCAUAUGAUUUAGAAUAUUUUAGUGUCUAUGGUUUGGCUGAUGAGUAUAAUAAUUAUGAUAACCAUAGAGAAUUCAAAGAAUUUACCGAUUUGUGUCAUUUAGAAACUAGCGAAAUUGUCAUAAAUUUGAUAUCUUAAUCUAUUAAACAUUUUAUUUUAUAACGUGUGUACACUAAUAUAGUAUUGUAGUUUUUUUUAUAUUAAAUAUACAACAAUA